AUGCAGUUAGCCCCGAGUGUCAGUUUGUGCGCGUGCGAGAUGCAGUUGAUGCGCGGCGCGUCCGCAGCGCGGAUCACACGCGUAUCUCUGCGGAGGAUCCUGCUGCUUAACUGCUUUUCUUUUGUAAUGGAGACGACCAGAGUGUGUGAGCUGGACGUGGCCUCGAGGAGGGUUGUAGGAGGCAGUCACUCCUCUCCUGAACUGGACAGCCCCUGUCAAGUGGAGGCUGAUUUUGGUUCCUGCUGCGCUGAGGAGGAGAGAGGAGAGACUCCUGGGAGAGAAGACAGUCCCACGGAGCUUGGAGACACAGACAUGGACCCUGGAGGGAAGGAGGUGGUGUUGUUGAUGCAGGCUCUGAAUUCUCUGGACACUCCUGAAGAGAAACUGGCCGCUCUGUGCAAGAAGUAUGCAGAUCUGCUGGAGGAGAGUCGCUCCAUGCAGAAGAGACUGAAGGCCCUACAGAAGAAGCAGGCCCAGAUCGUCAAGGAGAAGAUUCACCUCCAGGCAGAGCACAGCAAGGCAAUCCUGGCACGCAGCAAACUGGAGAGUCUGUGCCGGGAGCAGCAGCGCCACAACAAGACCCUCAAGGAGGACAAUGCCCAGCGGUCCCGGGAGUAUGAUGAGCAGAGGAAGGAGGCCAUGCUACACUUUCAGUCCACGCUUGGCGACAUCGAGGCGCAGAUGGAGACUCACAGUUCACGGAACUCAAAACUGCGACAGGAAAACAUGGAGCUGGUGGAGAAGCUCAAGAAACUCAUCGAGCAGUAUGAGCUCCGAGAGGAGCACAUGGACAAAGUGUUUAAACACAAGGAGCUCCAGCAGCAGCUGUUGGACGCCAAGCUCCUGCGGAUCACAGAGAUGAUGAAGGAGGUGGAAGAGAAGCAGCAGAGGGAGCGUGAGAUGCUGCUGAAGAAUGCCACACACUCUAGACGGAAGUGUGAACAGAUGAAAGAGCAGGAGACGCAGCUCAAACAACAGCUCUCUCUGUACAUGGACAAGUUUGAGGAGUUUCAGACCACUCUGGCAAAAAGCAAUGAAGUCUUCACCACAUUCCGACAAGAGAUGGAGAAGAUGACGAAGAAGAUAAAGAAGUUGGAGAAGGAGACUACUCAGUGGAGGAGCAAAUGGGAGAACAACAACCAGGCUCUGCUGCAGAUGGCUGAGGAGAAAACGUUGCGUGACGGUCACUUCAAGGCUCUGCAGGGGAAACUGGAGCUGCUAGAGCGUCUGUGUCGCGCUCUGCAGAAGGAACGCAACGAUCUGAACAACCGCCUCGGCCUGCUUCAAGACCAGGAAGCAGAGGAGGGACCAGGAGAAGACCAGGGGCCAGGGGAGGUUCAGGAACCGGGAGAACACCUGGCACCGGACCAGGGACCAGGGGAAGAUCAGGAGCCAGAAGAGGAGCCAGGACCAAAUCAGGGGUUGGAAGACCAGAUUCCAGGGAAGAACCAGGAUCAGGGGCAGGAUCAGGGUCCAGAGGAGGGACCCAGACCUCCGGAUGUGGACCACAGCAGUAGAACGUCAGACGGAAAAUCAACAACAGAUAAUACUGCAGCAGAGCUAAACUCACAAUCUACAUCGGACUAA
Molecule: messenger RNA, 1587 nt
Organism: Knipowitschia caucasica
Lineage: Eukaryota; Metazoa; Chordata; Actinopteri; Gobiiformes; Gobiidae
Source: the annotation of a GenBank genome assembly